GGUGCUGGCUCCAACUGGAAAGGAACCGGUCCCAGCCCAGCCGGGGAGGCUGCGGGAGAGCCGGCAGCGCUGGGCAGAGCACGCCGGCCCCGGUCCCGGCGCCGUUCCCGGCCCGAGCAGCGCCGCCCGCCAUGGGCACCGCGCCCCCCAGUGGGUCUGUGAAGGCGGGGAAGAUGCCAGAAGGGGAGAAAAUGGGACAAUGUAAGCAAGAAGAGGAGCAGCAACAGAAAGAGGAGCGGGAGGGUCUCAUCGAAUUCUACAGUUCCUACCAGGAGCUAUUCCAGUUCUUCUGCAGCAACACGACCAUCCACGGGGCUAUCCGCCUGGUGUGCUCCAAAAAGAAUAAGAUGAAGACAGCCUUCUGGUCAGUCCUCUUCUUUCUCACCUUCGGCUUAAUGUACUGGCAGUUCGGGAUCCUCUACAGGGAGUACUUCAGCUACCCUGUCAACCUCAACCUCAACCUGAACUCCGACAGGCUGACUUUCCCGGCCGUGACGCUGUGCACCCUCAACCCGUACAGAUACAGCGCCAUCCGUAAGCAGCUGGAUAAGCUGGACCAAAUCACCCAGCAGACACUGCUAGACCUCUAUGACUACAACAUGUCUCUGCCACAGAGAGACUGGUCCACAUCGUCCUCACAAAAGCGCAGCUCAAGGAGCCUGCUCCAUCACGUCCUGCGCCAUCCUUUGCGGAGGCAGAAGCGGGACAACAUAGUCAACUUGCCAGAGAACAGUCCCUCAGUGGACAAGAAUGACUGGAAAAUUGGCUUUGUUCUGUGCAAUGAAAACAACGACUGUUUCCAUCAGGCGUACUCCUCGGGAGUGGAUGCCGUGCGGGAGUGGUACAGCUUUCACUACAUCAAUAUCCUGGCACAGGUGCCUGAUGCAAAAGCCCUGGACGAGUCUGACUUUGAGAAUUUCAUCUAUGCUUGCCGCUUCAAUGAGGCAACGUGUGACAAGGCGAACUAUACCCACUUCCACCAUCCUUUGUAUGGCAACUGCUACACCUUUAAUGACAACAGCAGCAGCGUGUGGACAUCCUCGAUGCCUGGGAUCAAUAAUGGUCUCUCUCUGGUGGUGCGCACCGAGCAGAAUGAUUUCAUCCCUCUGCUGUCCACGGUGACGGGAGCCAGGGUCAUGGUCCAUGAUCAGAAUGAGCCAGCCUUCAUGGACGACGGGGGCUUCAAUGUUCGCCCUGGCAUCGAGACCUCCAUCAGCAUGAGGAAGGAGAUGACCAUGCGCCUUGGGGGCAGUUACAGCGACUGCACAGAGGAUGGCAGUGACGUGCCAGUGCAAAACCUGUACUCAUCCCGCUACACCGAGCAGGUCUGCAUUCGCUCCUGCUUCCAGCUCAACAUGGUAGAACGCUGUGGCUGUGCAUACUACUUCUAUCCCUUGCCCCAUGGAGCAGAGUACUGUGACUACACGAAGCACAAAGCCUGGGGCUACUGCUAUUACAAGCUCCUGGCUGAAUUCAAAGCUGACGUCCUGGGCUGUUUCCGCAAGUGUCGGAAACCUUGCAAAAUGACAGAAUACCAGCUGUCAGCUGGAUACUCCCGCUGGCCUUCGGCUGUCUCAGAGGACUGGGUUUUCUACAUGCUUUCACAACAGAACAAAUACAAUAUCACAUCCAAGAGGAAUGGAGUUGCCAAAGUGAACAUCUUUUUUAAGGAGUGGAACUACAAGACCAAUGGGGAGUCUCCAGCCUUCACGGUAGUGACUCUGCUGUCCCAGCUUGGGAACCAGUGGAGUCUCUGGUUUGGAUCCUCUGUCCUGUCUGUGAUGGAGCUUGCAGAGCUGGUUCUGGAUUUCAUUGCCAUCACCUUUAUCCUGGGCUUCCGCUGGUUCCGCUCUCGGCAGAAGCUGCCUCCGCCGACACCCGCUCUGAGCAGCCAGGAUAACGCGGCUUUCCAGGAUGAGGCACCAGCUCUCCACGCUCCACAUCGCUUCACUGUUGAGGCUGUAGUGACCACGCUGCCACCCUACAACAGCCUGGAACCACGUGGGCCGAGCAGGGAUGGUGAGGAGGGACACGAGUGAGGCAGCGGCUUCUCCCACCGUUCAGAUGGCUGGCAGCUGGAGCAGAGGCUGCUCUCUUUGUCUGCGGGGCCUGCGUUUCCUUCUUUCUUCAUGGACCAUAGCAAGACUGCUCCAUGAUUGGCCUGGGCUCAUUGCUUUCACUUCUGUAGGCACAUUCUUCAGUCUCAUAAAAUACUAUUGCUGUGGGAUCACCAGGGAUGAGAGUUGAUCUAGUGUAUGUGUGGGGGAGAUGUCCUCUUGAUUUCCUUAUGCUCUGUGCAUGUGCACACCUACAUGUGCAGGCAUGCUUUCUUUUCCCUCCAACAAGGAUGCUGCCACAGUUCUGGUCUGUCAUUAAUUAAAGAGGUUUGGCAGGUGUGACUGGCCUCCUCUGUGGUAUGACAAGGAACAGGAAUGGAGUCUUAGCAGGGGUACAAAUCUCUCAACAGGCUGAGCUUCGUUAAGCUUUCCCUAAAUCGGUUGCUCUUUCCUCAUUCUUCAUGAGCUCUCAAGCCUGUGUCACCUACCCUCUCCUCCCCUCAAGGAGAGGCCACUUGAGACAAGAGCCACUGGCACGAUCUUAAUCUGUAUUACACACAGUGCUCUGGAGAGGUGCUUGAAGCUUGCUGCCACUCCCAGGUCAGGGACAAAACACCCUGGCAAAGUAAAGGCUCCCUUUUCAAGCUGCCUGUGUGCCAUUGGCAGAUCUUGGGUGUCCCCCCUUCCUUGGGAUGCACCAUACAUGUGUACCUCCAGCUAUUCGAUUGUUUGAUUUGCCCCAGAGCUGUUGGCAAUCUCUACAACUGCUGGACCCUCCCUGCUUUCUUCCUGAGGGAAGCAGUUUGGCAGGAUUAUGAACACUCUCCAAAAACCCCAGAUGUAACCUCUGCAGCAAUGGGAUCCUGCAAGAGAGGCUCAGAGCAGCGCAGGUCAUGCAGUGCAUGUUCUGUUCCUCCCAGCCCUUGUCUGGUCCACCCACAGAAACUCUGCUGAGCCUCUUGUUCCUGAGGGAAGCACAGGAAAGUACUGCAGGCUCCAAUCAAAAGUGCUUCCAAGGAAAGCUUUAGCCAUAGGCAAAAAUGGUCCUCUUCUCAGGAACUAACUUGAGGACCUUUGUGUGAGAACACGUUUCUUGCAGUGAGCUUGCCAUACUCUUUUCUUACAAAUACUCAGACUUCUGCUGCAAUGGUGUUUGCUCUGCACUUUAUGGGGUAUCAAGAGAGCAAGGGUGAUGUCCUUAAAAAACAGGAUUAUCCACUUCACAGGACAAACAGAGAUACCAGAAUUUAAGCAGUUUAGGCAAAGACCUGUGGAACCCUGUAACCAGCCACACUGUGAACAGCCACUUUUGAAUUUAAAACUAGUUAAUCAUAACAAAAGAAAAACUGAAGCUAUUUUAAAAUUUAAGGUAGAUGCACUGCCCUUGGGAAGUUGGAGGAGUUUACUGUGGUAUCUAAACUGUUGCCCAAUUUUUCUCUUUGAGAUGCUAAACACAUGCUGGUUGUACUGCUCUUGCCUUCAUUACCCAAAAGCAUUUUCCAAUUCCCAGCAGAGUGAUUUUAUUCUUCUUCACAUACACACACAAAUGCUAUGUUCUUCAUUGCACAAAUAUUCCUGGUUUUACAAAUUUUAUCCCAGUGCUCAGCUGAUAACUCUUGUUUGAAAGUGAAGAUAAUGUCUCUCAGCUAGGAAUAGAAGCUGGUAAUUCAGGAGGUGUCCUUCAGCAAGGGUGGCAGCCCAGCAGGAGGGAGGGGCUGCAACAAGCACUUAGAGGUGUGGAAACAUGAAUUCCUCCUUGGAGGCCCCCAUUAGAAAAAAAACCCAGAGCUUCUGCAAACAUGAAAAAAAUCCAUUUUCUAAAUGAAGUAAAAAAGAGUGAGCAAUGAA
Molecule: messenger RNA, 3905 nt
Organism: Passer domesticus (house sparrow)
Lineage: Eukaryota; Metazoa; Chordata; Aves; Passeriformes; Passeridae
Gene: SCNN1A
Product: sodium channel epithelial 1 subunit alpha
Exons: 13
Coding region: 132-2039 (635 amino acids)
Biological process (GO): sodium ion transmembrane transport
Cellular component (GO): sodium channel complex; plasma membrane
Molecular function (GO): ligand-gated sodium channel activity
Source: RefSeq, a predicted model, not a curated record